Messenger RNA from Trachemys scripta elegans, 3220 nucleotides. It is a transcript of the gene NECAB3, whose product is annotated as N-terminal EF-hand calcium binding protein 3. Gene Ontology annotation, biological process: regulation of amyloid precursor protein biosynthetic process. The coding region runs from base 133 to 1212 and encodes 359 amino acids. Lineage: Eukaryota; Metazoa; Chordata; Testudines; Emydidae. Gene Ontology annotation, cellular component: endoplasmic reticulum; Golgi cis cisterna; cytoplasm. The record is from RefSeq and is a predicted model, not a curated record. Gene Ontology annotation, molecular function: calcium ion binding. The transcript has 13 exons.
UCGGAGCGCGAGGGAGUUGCUGAGCCCAGCUCCAGCGCAGCAGCCCCGGGGCCAGCCGCCGGAGACUCCCGGGCGCCCCCCUGCCCAAGGGGACAUCGCAGGCUCCAGCCCCCGCUGGAGCGGCUGGAGGAGAUGCUGGCCUGUGCGGAGAUGCUGGCAAUGUGCCUGCUGUCGGCCAAGCCCGCCCCCAGCCCCUGCGCUGGGCAACCCCCGCAACCCCGCGGCCAGGGGCUCGCCCUCUUCCACGAUGUUUUUCGACGAGCCAACAAGAACGAUGAUGGCAAGCUGUCAUUUGAAGAGUUUAAGAACUAUUUUGCUGAUGGUAUUUUAAGCUCAGAGGAACUGUGGGAGCUGUUCAGUGGAAUUGACAGGCAUCAUUCAGACAACUUAGAGACGGAGAAGUUGUGUGAUUAUUUCUCGGAACACCUGGGAGAAUACAGACAUGUGCUUUCUGCUCUGGAAGCACUGAACACUGCUGUCCUGGCUGCCAUGGACAAAACCAAACUGGAGUAUGAGAGUUCCUCCAAGAUGGAGCAGUUUGUGACCCGCUUCCUGCUACGGGAGACCAGGACCCAGCUGCAGACCCUGCAGGCCUCGCUGGAGUGCGCCUCGGACACAAUUGAAGAGCAGGCCGGGUUGGAGAGGAAAGACUUGAAGAAAUCUGAAGUCUUCAUUGGCCCAAGAUCUGGCAGGAGAUGUGGGCGCAGAGCUCAGAAGACUGUCUGCUUGUCUCCAACGGAUCCCUAUUCCGGGAUGCUUACUACAGGGCUUUGUGUCGAAGCUGACAGCCAGUGGGUGGCUCAGAUUAACAGGCUACAGCAGCUCAUUGACAAACUGGAAUGCAAGAGCCCAAGGCUGGAGCCUCUAAAAGAAGAAGUUGUUUGCAAAGGGAGAAACGCUCACAUCCUGGUGGCUCAGAGACAGCUGUCGGUGACAGAGAGCGGCUUAGAGGGAUUCCACCAGGCACUCCAAUCCUACACAGAGGUCACAGCUGGUCAGAGGUGCUGCUUACACGUGUCUUCCCGCAAGCUGACGAGCGAGGCCUGCUUCAUUCUCUAUGAGUUCUGGCAGGACGUGACUUCGUGGAGAAGUCACUUACAGUCCAACUGCAGCAAGACGUUCCAGUGGGCCAUCAUUGACUUGCUGGAGUCUCCAGAGCUCGUGACCACCAUGCUUUUUCCAGCCUCCUGGUGGAUUGUGAAUAAUAAUUGAUCCUCUGCUGCCCUCUCCAAAAGCAGCCGGCGCGCGGACGGACGAGGCAUCCUCACUCCCAGACCCCUGGCUCUCUCUCCCCAGUGUGUCUGCAGCCUCCCCUCGUUGUCGCUUGUACAGUCCUGUCUGCUCCCUCCUCUGGCUGCACCAGGCUGUCCCUCCUGGGAGUAUUUUAUCCCUCUCCCCUCACAAUGUGACUUUCCACAGUGAUGUCACAUUGCUGCCAGCCAAUCAGCCUGUCCAGUUAUGAUGCUCCGCCCCUGAAUGUACCAUCUUCGAAGAAUGCACAACCACGCCCAUGUGAGUGGAUAAAGAAGCGGCUACCGUGAUACUUGAUGUCGGGCUGGCCUGAAGUCCAGUGUCAUGUGAUGACAUGCAGGGGCCAGAACUCACGUUGGCCUGACCCAUGGGGCUCGGAGCGCUGCAGAGACAGCAGUGCUGAGCCUGAUCCACGUUGGUGGGGAACAGAGACUGGAGGACAAGGGACGUUUAUUGUCCUCUGGCACUCACCUGGUAUUGAAUUCAUGGCAAGGCACUGAGGGACUCUGGAUUGAGCUGUGUCCAGCCACUGCACUAUGGGCCCUUUGGGGGAUGGCAGUGUGGGGAAACAGGGGGAUCUUCUGUGCUCUGAGCGGGGUCAGUGGAACCAGGCCAUACACAGAUCCUCUGGGGAUCAGCACGGGAUGGCUGGAUCCAAAUCUCUGCAAAGGUCCCACAACACCUCUAGACAAGCUGUGUGCUCCACUCUCCCUGCCUAUGCCCAGCAAUACAGUAGUCAGGGAGAGCAGAGGGUGGGCAGAGUGUGCACCCAUGCCUGCCAACCACCUCCAUGAGCUCUAAUUUCAGCCCUCCUGGCCCCAGCAUGGCCUCUUUAAGGCUGUGGCUGGCGAUGGACUCAUCUUAGUCUUAUUUAGAGCAGUUGAACUAGCCGCUGGCACUGGCCUAAUUCUGUAGCAUGGAGUCGGAUGGCCUCACUGCAAUUCCUAUCAAGACGUGUCCAUGUCCCCAAAACAACCCCUGCGUGUAGGUACCCCCACAGCAUAAUGGGCACUGGUCAGCCUCCCCGCUGGCUGUCCCCGCAGAGCAGCCAACAACCGAAUGGGCCUUGGCGCCUGAGCUCUCGCUCACUUCUAGCCGGUAUGCCACUGGGUUGAAAUCCAAGGUCACGGGCAAGGUGAUGUGUCUGGCAGCUUGCACUGCCCCAGCCACAUUCUAACUACACCUGGGGCUGCGUGGAGGACGUCAGCCUCCCAGACUGGCAGUCUGUCUCCUAUCACCACUGAUAGCUAGGAAGUAUUUUCCUGCAUGUCCAAUCUCAUGGUCCUGUAAAUGUCUGAAGACGAAACCCAGCCACCUAUGCUCACCCCACUGCAUGAUGUCAGGUCGGAGCAAUUUAAAUAGACAUUACCAUGGCGAGAAGCCUACCAGCAGUAGAGUUAUUUGAUUAAUCUUCUGGCCUAUCCCUUGGUGUGAAUGGGAAAUCUCCCUAGGUGCCAGCUCAGAACACUCUUCUGCCUGAGGGUAGAAGAAUUUCACACCUCAUUGCAGUCAUCCACAUGUGCAGACCCUGGGUGCAAAACACUACCUCCCAGCAUUCUACACCCACAGGUGCAAGUGACAGCACAAAGAGCAUACGUAGCCCACAGGUGAGUGUGGGUUCCAGGUUCCCCUCUGUGAGUUCCAGGUUCCUCCUCAGGGUCAUAGAGUUUAAGGCAAGAAGGGGUCCCCAAGUCAUCUAGUCUGCCUGCCUGUAUAUCCAGUGCAGUAUUAAUUCUCUUGUGGCACAUGCAGACACCCCUGGGCGUGGGGUGCAUAAUACACUAUCGGGCCUGAGCCUGGCAGCCUUCUAGUGUUUUCCCAGGGAGUUCUGCCUUGUUUUCAUAAGGCCCAAUCCAGCUUCCAUUGCAUUCAAUGGCAAAACUAUUGCUAUAAAGGAUGCUGGAUCAGUCCCUUUGUUUCUUUCAUAAAGCACGUGGCACAGGUGGCAUUGGUUCAUCUCCCUUAUUCG